AUGCACGCUGGGCCUCGCAUCAUGCAAGUCGUUUUACAACGUCGGUAUUGGGUCAUUGGUGCUCGUAACCUGAUACGCAACAUAUACCACAAGUGCGUUAAAUGCACGAGUCUUAAUCGCAAUCUCGCCGUACAGUCAAUGGGGGAUCUACCCGCUUCUAAGGCUACUUAUGCCCGCUGUUUCACUCGCAGUGCAAUCGAUUUCGCAGGUCCAUACCUGUAUAAAUUUACGCAUGGCCGCGGAGCCAAAGCCACCAAGGGCUACAUCUGCUCGUUGGCAUUCCUCAACGCUUUCAAAAGAUUCAUCAACCGUAGAGGAUACUGCAAGGUGAUGUUCUCUGACAAUGGCACGAAUUUCGUUGGCGCUGAAAAGGAGCUGCGUCACAAUUUCAAACGGUGUAUGGCUGACGAUAAACUUCGCUCGUUUUUCGUCGAUUCGAAUAUCGAGUGGCGUUUCAAUCCCCCGGCUGCACCCCAUAUGGGAGGAUACUGGGAGACGGGAAUCAAACGCAUAAAGUACCAUUUGAAACGCGUGUUGGAUGAGACCUUACUUUCCUUUGAAGAGUUCAGCACGUUACUAACCGAAGUGGAGGCCUGUGUAAACUCCCGUCCAUUAUGCGAAAAUCCGGCAAGUGCAGGCGACCUCGAGGCACUAACUCCUGGGCACUUUAUAAUAGGUGAGCCGCUGAAAUCCGUCCCAGAACCUGAGGGUCAAGGGUUCUGUGGAAAUCUCCAUCAACGUUGGCAG
Molecule: messenger RNA, 747 nt
Organism: Rhagoletis zephyria (snowberry fruit fly)
Lineage: Eukaryota; Metazoa; Arthropoda; Insecta; Diptera; Tephritidae
Biological process (GO): DNA integration
Molecular function (GO): nucleic acid binding
Source: RefSeq, a predicted model, not a curated record